This is a messenger RNA of Scaptodrosophila lebanonensis, 761 nucleotides long. RefSeq lists its product as uncharacterized. The record is from RefSeq and is a predicted model, not a curated record. NCBI's taxonomy places the organism in Eukaryota, Metazoa, Arthropoda, Insecta, Diptera, Drosophilidae. The transcript is spliced from 2 exons. Bases 3 to 659 code for a protein of 218 amino acids.
AGAUGGGACAAAAGACACAUCUAGCGUUCCUUUUUAUAGCGCUGUUGGCCACGUUCGCGUUGGCUGCAGAAGACAGCUCGUCCUCCUCUGAAGAAUUUAAAGAAAUUGAAGCAGUCAAACAACUUCUUUUAUUCGCGGUCGAGAAUCUUUCCCGCAUAACUGAAUAUGUAGCAGCUGAGGGAAAAAUUAUAUUUGAAAAAGUCGUACAGGAAUUGUCGCCUCUCCAGGAAGGAAAUGAAGAACUUCGUAUUAAGCUCCUUAAUUUCACGGAAUUCAUCGAAGAUGCUGGCAAGUUGAAGCCACGGGAAGAAGGUCAACCCUUCGAGCUGGAAUCGUAUAUGCUUUUUGUCACCUUGUUCGAAAUUGUGAAUGCAUAUAAUACCACCGAUAACGCAGUGAAACCGACCCUUGAAACAUCACUCAUAUGGGCCUCUAUGACAAAGAACGGCUUAGAUGCUAUAGAGAAUGGACUAAAAACACGUUUUUCGGUCUACUUCAGCGAAUUCGAUAAAAAGUUUAAAGAGUUCGACAGUUCGCUUACUCCAACGGAGCGCCAAGAAAAUAGCAAGAUCUUUGUUUGGUAUAACAGUGUUAAGAACGCACCCACCCUAGUAGAAAAAGCAAAUAAGUUUUUGGGGUACUUGUUUCAAUAUUUAUAAUACUAGCUAACAGAAAACAUGUGCAAUAACUGGGUAAUCGUAUCAUAUAUGUAGAUACAUUUGGAUAUUUUUCAAUCAAUAAAAGCAUAUUCAAUAAAGGAA